CACUCAAUAAGCGUGGCACAGACCUUGCUUCCUCCUGAGGAACAGAUAUCUGUCAACAUCUCACUUCAGCUUGCAGACUUCUAAGGUGCUAGAAGGAAGGUGAACUCGCCAGGCAGUGGUCAUGGCAGAUCAGAGCGCUACUUACAUUAACCAAAACAUUAACAACACCAAUAACUAUGUGAUGCCAGGCUCUAAGGAAGACAAAGGAAAUCAUCUUUAUUAUCGCGUCCCGGAAGAUCCAGCUUCUCCCUCUUCCACCACUACUAUCCCGGAGAUGAUGGAUCUCAGUCAAGAUUGCAACGAGGGCAGCCGCAGCACUUCUGUGGCUUCUCAGCACGGGUCUGAUGGGGAGAGUAGUUCCUCCUCUGAGCACAGUGCUGCAGAUGAGCACCCGUACCAGGACAUGGAUCAGAUGAGCCCCGCUCACGAAGACAAACCCAUGACAUUUGAGAACUGCGGGUUUUGUCCUCCAGGUUUCCACUUGCGUCGGAGCCAGAGCACUUCCACCUCUCCGACCUCCCUCAAGUUCCCACUUGGCACUAACAUAGGAGAAAACAACAACUUUGAGGAAGAUUACGAGAUUUUCAUGUUUGUAAAGGCCGGUAUAGAUGGGGAAAGCAUUGGGAACUGCCCGUUCUCCCAGCGUCUCUUCAUGAUCCUCUGGCUCAAAGGAGUUGUGUUCAACGUCACCACUGUUGACCUGAAAAGAAAGCCAGCUGAUCUACACAACCUGGCUCCCGGAACUCACCCACCUUUCUUAACUUUUAAUGGAGAAGUCAAGACAGAUGUUAACAAGAUUGAGGAAUUCUUGGAAGAGAUUCUUGCACCUCCAAAGUAUCCCAAGCUGGCUGCUAAGCACCGGGAAUCAAACACUGCUGGAAUUGAUAUCUUCUCCAAAUUUUCUGCUUACAUCAAAAAUACCAAGCAGCAGGACAAUGCUGCCCUUGAAAGAGGUUUGGUGAAGGCUCUGAAGAAGCUGGAUGACUAUCUGAGAACCCCUCUGCCAGAGGAGAUUGAUGCAAACAGCACUGAAGAAGAGAAGGUGUCCAAACGCAAGUUUCUGGAUGGAGAUGACCUCACCCUUGCUGACUGCAACCUUCUGCCCAAACUCCAUGUUGUCAAGAUUGUUGCUAAGAAGUACCGCAACUUCGAGUUCCCAACAGAGAUGACGGGGCUGUGGCGGUACCUGAAGAACGCGUACGCCAGGGAUGAGUUCACUAACACCUGUGCAGCAGACAAAGAAAUUGAGCAAGCCUAUGCAGAUGUGGCCAAACGGCUCAGCAAGCCCUAACUGACCCCAGCAGUGGCUCAGCAUCCCUGACAGAUUCCUGUUUUGCAGACUCUUCUCCUUGUUGCCUUAAGAUAUACCUUAUCGUUAUCUAUCUGGCUGGCAUCCCUAUGAUUUCACCUGUUCAAGAGUAGUGGUCAGGGACAAACGUGCUUCUCCCUGGAGGAAGGAGAAGGUAGCUCUAGUGUAGGGAGUGGAGACCCUUUGAAAUCUGAACCUACGAUCUGACACAACUAGUAUUACUCAUAAUCAGUAUUGGAAAUGACUCCACUGUAUUAGUUUCUUGUUUUGUGUUGGGGUAUAUCACCACCUGUUUUCUUUGGAGUUUUAACAGUAGUAUGUUAGCUUAAAUUUCAAGCAAGUCAGUCAGGAACACAUAGAACUGCUUCUAUAUAAUCUGCUGAUUAUUUCAAGGGCACUUUGUUUUCCCAUUGCUAUUGAAACCUGUGAGGAAGGAACAAAAUUUGUGAGAGAGGCAAAAGGAAAGAGUUUGACCCUAGAGGAGUAACGCUCUUAGCAGUUAUAUUUUUAAACUUCUCUGAAAGCAUUUUUCUGCCUUAGAAGACCCAAGAGUUUGUAGGACAUUUAUUUUUAACUUGGCACAAGAGGGGAAAGCCUAAGCAAAUGUCAGACUUGCAGAUGCUGCUUUGCAUGAAAUUUGUAUGAUGCCGCUGGAUCUAGAGGUGCAAAGCAAAAGAGAUCGAAUGGGCAGUUGAGCAGGAAGCCUUGGAAGAGGCUGAUGUCAAAAUGGCCAGUGGAUCUGACAUUUGGGAGAGACAGCAGUGAUGGGGCAAUACAUUGAGUCAAGCCCACAGCCCAAACUGGCUCAGCUGACCAAACCAUGCAGAACAUUGUCAUCCUGGCUCUGUGGCUGCCAGUUCCUUUCUGCUGCUAUCUUGGGAAGCGUGGCUAGGCAGGAACAAGCUUUGGGCUCCAGAUGGGUUGCCUUCAAGCAGCCAUCAUCCAGCCCAGGGAGCAGCGUGCUCUGAAAAGGGGACAGAGAGACCCAUUUCCAGCCUGAAAGCUGGUGAGCAGGCGAGGAGGAAGCCUGCAUGCUGCCUUAGUCCUGCUCCUCCAAGGUUCACCAGUCCAGGUUAAAUGAUUCAGGAUUGUUUUCUGAAAGCGAUUAUUGCAUUCAAUCUGGAACAUCUGCCUGACACAAUUUGCUUUAAAGUAGUGAUUACGUGCACAUUACUUUAGUAAAUCCAGAACGACAGCCCUUUUGCAUAAAACUCACAUGUAUGAUGGUGAACAUGAAACAUUUCAGUUUGGGACUAUUUGAAGACAAACAAAAGCUGAGCUCUUGGCUGGCAUAGCUCUCCUUGUGUUCAGGGCUGAGCCCUGACUGAGGGGAGCCUGGGGGUGGUGGGCUGAGGCCAGGGGAACCCUGCAGUGAGCUGUCUGCAGCCUGAGAGCCAAGAGAUGGAUCCACAGCCAUCGCUGCAUGACAGUGAUGAAUAUCUGAUGAGAUUUUUCCCCUUUUCACGCUCACCCAGCUGGGAGCAGGAUGCAGUUUGCUUGUUGCUGACUAUUGUUUUGCACGCAGUGAUCAGUUUGUUUUGAGCUUUCCAAAACCUCAGAACUCCCAGGCCUUCCCCUGAAAGGGGCUAUGUUAGAAGUGGCUGGAUUGGGGGGCAAAGGCUGCACAAAAUCAGCUGGCUCAGACAGUGCUGAUAGCAGCCAGCAAAGCCUCAGGAGCUUAGCAGUGUCUGCACAGGCACAUGUGGCUCGUUAAAAACAAACAAACAAACAAAAAAGCAACACUUCUUCACGAGUUUGGAAUUACUUGUGAUUUUACUUUAUUUUUUUAGUUCUAGAUUGAGGCGACUAUUUAUUUAUUUAUUCUGAUCCACUCGGUCCUUUCUGCCCGCCUCUUGCUUUUGGUUUGCGCUCAGCGCGCCGCUCAGGGUGGUGUUAUCAGCACCGUGUGAUCUCAUUUGUUAGGGAGAAGCUGCUGUGUGAUGAACAGCCUCUGGGCUGGAUUUUGGCUGGCAGCACCCCUUGGCCAGGAGCAGCUUUUUGCAGUUGCUGUUGGCCAGGUUUGCACGCAGCUGGUGGCAUAGUGGCAGUGAUGUUGGGAUGAAGGCGCAGGGUCAGACGCAGCUCUUGUUCUGUGCUCACUGUGGUAAGCUCCUUACAGAAGGCAGUGCUCACCUGCAGCUGAGUAGGGUGAGUGAGGCAGCCAGCAUCUGCCCUGAUUUUGGCCAUCUCUGAACCUUCAUUCCUGAAUCCUAUGCUUCUGAAACGUUCUACCUGUCUGACUUUGGUUUUGCUAGAAGAGGGCCAAAUCACCAUCAUUUAGUCUCAGCACGCCUCAAGUUGCAUCUGCUUUUUAAAAAAUGAUGUUUAGAAAUGGGUGGGCUCAUAGCAGAAGGAAAAUGAGCUGUUGGUGCAAUGAGUUUUUGGUUAGAUGUUCUUAAAAUCCUUUUUCGAUUUGAUUAGGAAACUGAAAGCCCCCUCACUACCUCAAUUUUAAUUGGCAAUGCCAAAUCAAAAUAUUUUCACUUUCUCAGCAACACUGCAAAGAGAAAAAAAAAAAAAAUUGGACAAAAUGUAUUGAUAGAUAUGAGAAGGAAUAAGAGGUAAGAAAUGAAACUGGUUUUCCACCAGCUGUAAUGCCCAUUCUGGGGGAAUCCACGUCUGGCUCUGCAUCCUAACUGUGCACUGUGUUCGUCGCUUUGUUAUAGGCUGAUCCAGGAUCAUGGACAGGUUCGAGCAUUGCCUGACCAUUGGGUUUGCAGGUUCAUGCUGCCAGGUCUGUAACUUCUGCUCACCUUUGUGCUUUGUGCCAUAGGCAGAAGCAGGAAACACUGGAAAUCCUAUAUAGAAAAGUUUGAGUCCUACACAUACUGAAUUUGAGCUCAGUACUCCUGACUCGGGAUCCAUCACCAUCAAGAUUUUAAGGGGCUCCAGACUCCUUUAGGCAGGGUAUUUUCAGUGACCUUCCAUUGUAUUUAGAAUUAUAAGUAAUAAAUAUUAAUCAUACAGGAUUGUAUGUCUACAUUGGCAAGGCAGCAUUUCUGAAAAGAAUCUAAGUGACAAGACAGACAUUGCAGAUUUACAAUAACUUUGUUCAUAAAUUUUUUGCAAGAUGUAAAGAAAGACAUAGUGCAGAGGGGGAAGAAGCCAACAAUAUGGAUUUAAUCAUCUGCAUUUCAGAAAUGCAGACCAAAUGUCUGUAAAGAUGUCCAUUUCAUCCAAACAUUUCUUAGAUAUUUAUUUCAAAGCUCCCUGUUCAGUCAAUCCAACACUCCAUUCAUAUUGGAACUAAUAUUGAUUUCUCUUCUAUUACCAGCGAUACGGGAGUGUUAAAGGAUCCCAUAUACAAGUUACUUUUGUUUUUUGUUAGACUUUUUCAGUUGCCAAGAGGUCAUCCUAUGCAUACCUAUGAAGGUAAGAUCAAGGGAGCAUCUGUUUUGGGACUGCUUAAAAGAAAGCUUCUGACAAACAGUUUUUCCACCAGAAAGACUCUUGUAAAGGUAUUUCUUUAUCAGGAGUGUUGUGGACUAUUGAGCUAUGGGUUACAAGCUCUUCUCCUAUGUUUGCAUCAGCUGAAAACCACCACCAGGGAGGAAUUAUGGUCUGUAUUGCAAAGAAGCUAGACAUCUUUGUUUCCUGCUAUGUUGUGCAGAGCAGUAAUUUUGAGUGUGUAUUUAUUUUAUUUUGACCCCCAGACAGCUUUUCUCAUCCCUUGUAUUCAUAGAAAGUCAGCUCCAGGUUACCCAUAACCAUUCUUCCAUCUUUCAGUGCCAGUUCAGCAGAGUGCCCAUGGGUGGGCACACAGAAGGGCAUCUUAAGGCAGCCCAUCCACCUGGGGGGAUGGCAAGCAAAGGUCAUUGCUUGCAGCAGGGAUCCCACCAUUGUCCCAGCAGAAAAAGUGAGAAGCAAAGAGAGUCCCUCUUUCUGAAGUGGCCACGUUUGGCUCACCGCUGAGUUUGGGGCAUUGCUAAAAUGUAGGGGUUGGAAAUCUCACUCAUUUGAAACCUGGAGGGCACAUGGAAGCACACACUUUGUAAAAUGAAUUGGUGUUUUAAACAGGGAAGUAAACCCAAAGCCCAUUGCCCUCCUUCACUUGUGUUCUUCUAGGCACUGGGAAGCUUGCAGUUGUUUAUUAUUCUGCUAGAUAUAUUCUUGAAUAGCUUUUCAUAUUAAGAAAUAUUUUCCAGUAAGAUUUUGCCUUUCUACUCAGUCUUUCAACUCUUCAUUAGUUUUGAUGUCUGCGAUGACCAAAUGAUUCCAGAGGAGGCAGGAAAGCUGGGAGGCUCAUACUUGUUGAGAAGUUGAAGGAGGUAAUGAUUUUUUGGAGAAAACAGUGUUCAAAGCAUUUUUUUUAACAAUCUAUCUUUUCAUCUGGGAUACUUUAACCAGAAGUGAUGGUCUGUUUAGUCUGGGCUGUGAUUUUCAGCAGGGACCUGGAACAGUCACCGUGUUCAAGAUGGCUUUGCUGAGGGAUUUCCCCCAGAUACAUAGGAUGUUCACUCUUGAUCACAAAAUGGCCCAUUCCCUUGGUCCGGAUCUUCUGGUCUAUAUUGGUGCUGAAUUACCACACUCCAUCAACUUUGUGCUGGGCAGUGAAAACAGUUCCUACCACCUCCUCUCCUCUUCUGGGCAGGGAAAGAAAAGAGCAGUGACCUGUUUUACUUCCUUGUCCAAGCAACACUCCAGCUCCAAGGGAACGCAGGGCCCUGCCCAACAUUGGUAUCCAGAAUCUGAAGACCCCCACAUCCCUCACCAGGCAGCAUUUCAUAGCCCACAGCAGUCUUGCAGCCCCUUGUUCCCCUCUUGGCCCAAACCAUCCCCUUUCAACAUUUAUCAGAGAGAUGCCAACACUGGCAGUGUCCCGGAGGAUGCGUGCCAGCUGAGCAGUUCUGAGGGAUGCCAUUGGUCCAGCCCAGCAGGUGAUGGCUGCACUGCUGGGGGAUGGCCACCCCUGCCCAGCAGCCCCCCACUGGUGUUGCAGUAGGAAGAUUUGGUAGGAAAUUAGCAGGUAAUGCAGUAGGUAGCAUUUGGUAGGAAAUGCUGAUAUCAGCACUGUGAUGCUCUCAGCCAGCGGCGCUGCUCCACAAGCAGAGCUGUCUGUGCCACCGCUUGCUGCCCCAGCUCAAUGCUCUGAAGGACCUUAGUGUUUAGUGCUGAACGAGUGCUUGCCUGCGCUUGCACUUGCAGGACUGGGGCCUGAAAGUUGUGGCAGGAAAGCCUCUAUCAAUGAAGGAUGUUAUCAUCCUGUUUCCUUUGAAAUCCAUGGCAGAAUUCCCAGCGGGGAAAUUCCCAGUAGGAGUUCCCAGUAGAGCCCAAGUCUACACCACGAUGAAGCUGUUUGAGGUGUGAUGUUCUUGGAGAACUGCAAGCAGUCAGAGAAGCAUGGAACCAGCCACAGUAGUCUCACUACAGAAGCAGCACUAAAGAUCUCAUUCUGUCCCAGUUCUAACUGGGGGACGCCACCAAUGCUGCCAGAACCAUGGUGGUGGAGCCCCGGGGUCUUGGGGCAGAGCCCUGCUGGCAGCGUGAUGCAAAGGCAUGUUCUGCUGCAUCUCCCACCCACAGGCAGUGAGCUGCCUGCCCCACUCCUAUUCUGAUAUGGCUUGUCUAACGAAAGCCGAGGAGGGUGGGGGAUUUAUUUUGUCGUAAUGUAUAUACUCACAUUGUAAAAGCAAUCCAAAGCGUCCUUAGUGGUUCUCCACAUGAUGCUGUCAGUUCUCACCACAGGGUAGAAUUUGUUGGUAGAAAUUAAAUGAAAUUAAAUUAAAACAGAAAAGCUUGGCUGCUGCUGAUAGGUACUACUGGGAGCCCUGAAAGCAGUGUGCAGUGUAGAAGCAUAGCAGGAGUGAACAGCCCUCAAUUCCUGCUUAUGUUUUGCAGCAUCAUUGCAGCCCAUUCUCCUGCACUGUUGCUAAUUCCCUAUCUCUCUAUGUCUAUAAUCUGAAAAUAUUGGGAAAUAGGUAUGGGCACCACAUUCAUCUUUUCCCCCUUUCUUUCCCCCUCAAAUCAAUCCUUUUAGUUCAGAUAUAUAUGGUAGGUAAGGAGCGUUUCCAAACAGCAGAUUUCUCAACUUUUUCAUUAAGGAAUUUUUUAAGAGCUUUGGGGUAAUGAGAGGUUAUCACCAUCUUUGGGAAUAAACUGUACUAUAAAACAUAUAUAGGAGUCUGAUUCUGACCGAAUGGAGUAAGCAAGGCAGCAUACAAUUCAUUUUGAAGAGUCUGCUUAGGACUGAGCAAGCAGAAUAAUCCACGCUUUGCAGUAAAAACUUAAAGUCUGGUUCAAGUCUCAGUUUUUUGUUGGUUGUUUUGGUGUUCUUUUUGGGAUUACUUUCUGUACAACACUUUGCUUAGAAUCACAGAAUCAUGGAAUAUCCCAAUCUGGAAGAGACCUGUAAGGAUCCUUGAGUCCUACUCCCAGAAACAGCAUCUGUUCUAUGUACAGGCAUUUGUUAUGAGGAAUGCCCCCUCCCUGGAAGCACUCAAGGCCAGGCUGGAUGGCGCUGUGAGCAGCCUGGUCUAGAGGGAGGAGUCCUUCCCUACAGCAGGAGGUUGGAACUGGAUGGUCGUGAAGAUCCCUUCCAACCAAGCCAUUCUAUAUUCAGUGAUUCUAUUAUGUAAUGGCAUUACUUAAUUCACCAGCUCUGUAAGAGUGUGUUGGGAUGGAAGGCAGCACAAGGUGAACUGCUCCUGAAAUGGUGCUGUUGUUGGCUGAGCACUUGGGUUUGUUCCCUGUGCAGUGAACACAAGCAGUGCCAUGGGCUGUGCAGAGGCAGGAGCUGCUGACCUGCAUCCCGUGCUGCCAGGAAUGGGGCUUUGUCAGCACUGGGAAAUAGGGGUGAAAAAAACCUGGCCCCAACCCUCCUUCCUUGUGCAAUGCUGACUGCUUCUGUACAUGGCUGUGUUUUCAGAGCUUGUGAAGCCGUUCCCAAUAGCUGCUUGCUUUGCUUUCUGGGGAACAGGUCCUCAUCUGUACAAAUCCUUCAGCAAUCAUCCUAUCCCUUUUUCUCUGUAAAUUUUAUUUUUUUAACAGUCCUGCUCUAUACUGCCUGGCAAGUUCUGAUCCACCGAUUGACAGAUUUAUCUUCCUUGUCUGACUGUUUCCAAUUCCAAAGCCUGAAGAUCAAAACCAAGAUGUGUAGUGAGAUCUGAGGGUGAGCAGAAAUGCUGUUUUGUUUUUCCUCAGAAUCCACUCAGUUCCAAAUCCUGACUCCAAUCCUGGUUAGUGAGGGGGAUCUGAGGCUGAAGGAGAGGAAGAGGAGCCCACUGCACAUGAUGCUGUCCCUCCAGUGAUGGAGGAGGAGGAACCAGUCUGGGAGUCCUAAGAGGUGUAUGGAUAAGUUUUCACUCCUGUGUGUGAAAUCAGUCUAUGCAGGGACAUGAGUGGUCCCAAACUGCCCCAGAGCUGCUUAAAAACAUCAGUGAUAUUAAAAAGCUGAAGUCGGGAUGGAAUAACACCCUCAGGACACAGCACAGACAAAAAGUAACUCAAAGACACUCCAAUUCUUAGCUAUCAGCCCAGACCCAUCUUAAGGGCUGGAUUUCUUCCACCAAAAUGCCAUUAGUCUCAGAAACACCUCAUUGUUGUUGGGUCUGCCAGUCUGCUGGGGGAAAGCAAAAUCAGGGGCUCCUAAAGACUGAUUCUUAAGUCGGAUCUGGUGAGCUUCAAAGUCAUCUGUUUGUAAACAACUCUUUGAUAGUGGUUGGCUGUGGAAAGUGACUGUGCAUGUGAGGGUCUCCAUCAGGUCAGGCAGGUAAUCCAUCCCUUCUCAUACCCCUCCUUUUCCACAGAGGCACUCCUAAGGGAGAAUUUUAGAUCAGACUGUACCCUGUGCAGUAGAACUCUGCAUUUCCUCUCCGUAUGUACGGCUCCUAGCGUGGCAGGGGUCUGAUUAGAGGCUUCGUGUGCUGCUCUAACACUCAGAACAUAUCAUAGGAAUAAUGUAAUUAAAAUGUCAUUGAGAUUGCCUUUAGCAUAAUGAUUGCGUGGCUGCACUGUCACCUGUGAAUAAAGUCAAUGUCCUUUUUGUAUCAUAGGGAGUAUAUUUUAUUAUUGAAGAAACUGUUUAAUUUUUAAGAUUAAAUUGAAAAGUAUCUGCUUAUUAUUUCAUUGUAAGCCUAAACAAGCAAAUAUUUCUUUUGUAGCCUUCAAAUGAGUACGUGUUAAUUGCAGAAAUCCACCUUCCUGAAUUGGAGCUGUUUAUAGUCCGAUAUUCCGGGAGUGAUUAACACUUGGUAAUUUGAAUAAAAGUGGUUUAUUUUCUCA
Messenger RNA from Centrocercus urophasianus (Greater sage-grouse), 9529 nucleotides. RefSeq names its product chloride intracellular channel 5 (gene CLIC5). The coding region runs from base 122 to 1291 and encodes 389 amino acids. Lineage: Eukaryota; Metazoa; Chordata; Aves; Galliformes; Phasianidae. The transcript has 6 exons. The record is from RefSeq and is a predicted model, not a curated record.